AUGCGAUCACUAGGCUCCAGUGAGGCAUGCUGGCGUCUCUUCGGCUUCAAUAUCAGCGAACGUCAUCCUGCUGUGUACGCAAUGCGUGUACACCUCCAAGGCGAGGAGAUGAUAUAUUACGAAGAGGGUCAGCAACGCCAAGCUGCUCAGCAAGACCACACCACGGAGCUCACCGGUUUCUUGAGUUACAAUAAGGCCCACCCUGACACAGCUGUGAAGUACUGUGACUUUCCAGAGAUCUUCACAUGGCACAAACCAACCAAGAAAUGGGUGCCACGUCGAGGAUCUUUUAACACCAUUGGCCGGGUCCUUACUAUACACCCACUAGCUGGAGAGGUAUACUACCUGCGGAUGCUGCUCAACCAUGACCAAAGCAAAGGUGCAGGAUGUCAUGAGGUUCUGAAAAGAGUACAUGGACACUGCCAUGACACCUUCAAAGGUGCAUGUGAAGCGCUCGGACUACUCCAAAGUGACAAUGAGUGGCACACCAUACUCACAGAUGCUGCUCUAACACAGAUGUGCCCCCAGAUCAAAGAGUUGUUCGUUACCUUGCUGCUGUUCAACAAACCUUCUGAUCCAGCAGCAUUGUUUGAUCAACACUACAUGGAGUGGUGGGAUGACUUGAAGCAGAACAUGCCUACUCCACCAGAUGACAAGCUUCUCCGUGCCAUGGUUCUGCUGGACAUUGAACGUCGCUUGCAAAACCACAGCAAAGAGCUCCCAGAUUUCUACCUACCAACCAUCCCUCACGACAUGCGACAGAGAGUGCGGGAACAAGACGACGACUACAAACACGCACAUCUACCCAUGGUAAUCCAAGAAGAACUUGCAUACGAUAUCACAAGUUUGCAGAGCAUUGUAGCAGAUCGCCUUAACGGAAACCACGCUUUGCUACCAUCUCAACGAGCGGUCUAUGAUGCAGUGAUGGAUGCUGUUCAGCGCAAAAUCCCCUUGGCAAUCUUCCUUGAUGCAAGAGGUGGAACUGGCAAAACCUACACCCUCAACGCUCUCCUGGCUGCUACUCGAACGUUGGACAACCACAAAAACAUUUCCCUAGCUGUUGCAUCCAGUGGCAUUGUUGCGACGCUUCUCCUGGGAAGUCGCACAUUCCACUCCAGGUUCAAGGUUCCAAUACAAAUAACCGAAUCGACAACAUUCCAGAUCACUAAGCAAAGUGCAGUGGCAGACCUCAUUGACCGGGCCAAACUCAUCGUGUGGGAUGAGGCACCCAUGGGUCACAGACACCUGUUGGAAGCACUCGACCGCACUCUGCGAGACAUCACCAGCCAGGAUUUACCAUUCGGGGGCAAAGUAAUGGUUCUUGCUGGAGACUUCAGACAAGUUUUGCCUGUCAUCAAGCGAGGAUCACGAGCUCAGAUUGUUGAUGCAUCACUGAAACGGUCAAAGCUGUGGAGCCAUUUCACCCUGUUCAACCUGACAGAGAACAUGCGCGUGUUGCAGAGUGGUGAUGACAAAGAGCUCAAGGAAUUUGAUGCCUGGCUCCUGCAACUCGGCAAUGGUCACAUUGACUACAUAAGGGACGACACCAUGGUGCUACCACCUCACAUGUGCAUGACCAUUGAUGACACCUCGCGCAACAGUCUUAACCGGUCUAUCAUGAUGGCAGUCAGCUGGGUGUUUCCAGAUCUACAUGAUCGAAAAAAUGACUACGAAUGGAUUGCACAGCGUGCAAUCCUUGCCCCAAAAAACUCGGCUGUAGACACCAUCAAUGAACAUAUCUCGAGUACAUUCCCUGAAACCCUCACCAUGUGCAGGAGUGCAGACAGCACAAUAGAUGAGGACGACGCCACAAGAUUCCCAACAGAGUAUCUAAACACGAUCAACACUGCUGGCAUGCCACCACAUUGCCUGGCACUAAAGAAAGGCAUGCCCCUCCUCCUACCCAUGAACCUUAACCCCAAGGAGGGACUUUGCAAUGGCACCCGACUUAUCGUCAAGGAGAUCGUUCAUGGAUGCCUCCUGAAGGCAUGUCAAUUGCAAAUGGUGACCAGAGAGGACGGGAAGUGUUCAUUUCACGGAUCACAUUGCAGCCAACUGACGAUGCAUUCCCUUUCCUUUGGCAACGUCGUCAGUUUCCAGUAA
Messenger RNA from Priapulus caudatus, 2103 nucleotides. RefSeq lists its product as uncharacterized. The record is from RefSeq and is a predicted model, not a curated record. NCBI's taxonomy places the organism in Eukaryota, Metazoa, Priapulida, Priapulimorpha, Priapulimorphida, Priapulidae. Bases 1 to 2103 code for a protein of 700 amino acids. Gene Ontology annotation, biological process: telomere maintenance; DNA repair. The transcript has 2 exons. Gene Ontology annotation, molecular function: DNA helicase activity.